Messenger RNA from Rotaria sp. Silwood2, 516 nucleotides. Lineage: Eukaryota; Metazoa; Rotifera; Eurotatoria; Philodinida; Philodinidae. The record is from the annotation of a GenBank genome assembly.
AUGUCAUCAACAAGCGAACAACGUGUGAUUCUUGUCACUGGCGCCAACAAAGGCAUUGGCUUUGAAGUUGUAAAGAAGCUUGUGAAAGAGUCACCAGUCAAUAACAACAUCAUUCUUCUUGGUAGUCGUGAUUUAAAACGAGGUGAAGAUGCGCUCGUUCGACUAGGCUCUCUACCAAAUAUCCAUGUUCUCCAAUUAGAUAUGUCAUCAAAAGAAAGUAUUGCUCGUGCUACUGAUGAAAUUAAAUGCAAUGUUACAAAGGCAGCAGUUAUCGCUCUUACUCGAAUUGAAGCACGUCAAUGUUCGAGUACCAAAAAUGUACUUAUGCUUUCGGUGUGCCCAGGAUUUUGUGCCACCGACAUUAAUAAGAAUGCAUCCGGUGCUCGUCAUGCGAAAUUUGGUGCUGAUUCAAUCUUGUAUGUCAUCAAUGCUCCUCAAUGUGAACUCGAAAAUGGUUGCUUUUAUCGGGAUGGUAAACAACUACCACAAAUUGGCCUUAUCAAUCGUAAAAAUUGA